UUGCUGCUGGAGCCUGGAGAGGUUCUGCGAAGAGCCGGGCGGACAGGAGCGCUGGCUUCUGCCGCGCGGCACAGACAGAGCUGGGGACACAUCUCCGCCACCCCCUCCCGGCCCUCGCCGCCUGGACUGGGAUGUGAGGAAGGAAAGCCCCAGAGUCUGCCUCCCGUCUUCGGAGGUGUCCCCGAGAGAGCGUUGGAGCUCGCGGCUGGAGUCCCUUCGCCCGCUGCGUCGCGGGACGGGAGCAGCUCCCAUUCCUUGGAAAGAGCGUGGUGGGAUCACCGCCUCCCGGGAGCUCCGCGCAACUCCAGGGCUAGCAAAGCGCGGCUGGACUGUUCCCGCUUCCUUCCAGCUGACCAGGAGUGGGGCACGGCUCUUGCUCGCCUGCCUACAUACCCCGGUGCCCUAGCUUCCCUGGCACCUGCGCCGAUCCCCCAAGCCCGGGCUCCGAGCCCCGCGGCUCCGGGUGCCCGCAGCACUCCCACCCUGGGAGAGCGCGCCAACCAUGGCUUCCUGAGAGCGGGCGCCGCCGCCGUCCAAACAGCGCGCUGGGGUCCCCUGGCUCGCCCCUCUCAGGGGCUUCCGAGAGGCUAAGGAGAGCGCACCAUGAAGUCCGUGCUGUUCAGUCGCUUCUUCAUCCUCCUGCCCUGGAUCCUAAUUGUCAUCAUCAUGCUCGACGUGGACACGCGCAGGCCAGCGCCCCAGCUUACCCCGCGCCCCUACUUCUCUCCCUAUGUGGUGGGCCGCCGGGGCGCCCGAAUCCCGCUCCGCAGGAGCGGUCCUGACAGCGGCACCCGGCGCUGCUUGGAGAAGCGCAACGAAUCUCAGUCGCAACCGCAGUCGCAACCGGAGUCGACGCUGCCCACCAUCUAUGCCAUCACGCCCACUUACAGCCGCCCGGUGCAGAAAGCCGAGCUGACCCGCCUGGCCAACACUUUCCGCCAGGUGGCGCAGUUGCACUGGAUCUUGGUGGAGGAUGCGGCGGCUCGCAGCGAGCUGGUCAGCCGCUUCCUGGCGCGGGCCGGGCUGCCCAGCACGCACCUGCACGUGCAGACGCCGCGGCGCUACAAGCGGCCGGGGCUGCCGCGCGCCACGGAGCAGCGCAACGCCGGCCUCGCCUGGCUACGCCAGAGGCACCAGCACCAGCGCGCCCAGCAGGGAGUCCUCUUCUUCGCCGACGACGACAACACCUACAGUCUGGAGCUGUUUCAGGAGAUGCGAACUACACGCAAGGUCUCUGUCUGGCCUGUGGGCCUGGUUGGUGGGCGACGCUAUGAACGGCCCUUGGUAGAAAACGGCAAAGUCGUUGGUUGGUACACAGGCUGGAGACCAGACCGGCCUUUUGCCAUCGACAUGGCGGGAUUUGCUGUAAGUCUUCAAGUCAUCUUGUCCAAUCCAAAAGCUGUUUUUAAGCGCCGUGGAUCCCAGCCAGGGAUGCAAGAAUCUGACUUUCUAAAACAGAUAACAACAGUUGAAGAACUGGAACCAAAAGCAAAUAACUGCACCAAGGUUCUUGUGUGGCACACACGAACAGAGAAGGUUAACCUAGCCAAUGAGCCAAAGUACCACCUGGACACAGUGAAAAUUGAGGUGUAAGUUAAAGCAGCAAAUGGUUGG
This is a messenger RNA of Condylura cristata (star-nosed mole), 1614 nucleotides long. It is a transcript of the gene B3GAT2, whose product is annotated as beta-1,3-glucuronyltransferase 2. The record is from RefSeq and is a predicted model, not a curated record. Gene Ontology annotation, molecular function: galactosylgalactosylxylosylprotein 3-beta-glucuronosyltransferase activity. The transcript is spliced from 4 exons. Gene Ontology annotation, cellular component: Golgi membrane. Gene Ontology annotation, biological process: carbohydrate metabolic process; chondroitin sulfate proteoglycan biosynthetic process. NCBI's taxonomy places the organism in Eukaryota, Metazoa, Chordata, Mammalia, Eulipotyphla, Talpidae. The coding region runs from base 604 to 1593 and encodes 329 amino acids.